This is a messenger RNA of Ricinus communis (castor bean), 2966 nucleotides long. RefSeq names its product exocyst complex component EXO84A. The transcript is spliced from 7 exons. Gene Ontology annotation, biological process: intracellular protein localization; Golgi to plasma membrane transport; exocytosis. The coding region runs from base 544 to 2784 and encodes 746 amino acids. Gene Ontology annotation, cellular component: exocyst. The record is from RefSeq and is a predicted model, not a curated record. NCBI's taxonomy places the organism in Eukaryota, Viridiplantae, Streptophyta, Magnoliopsida, Malpighiales, Euphorbiaceae.
AUAAAAAUGGGAAUGCUUCAUCCUUUACUGCAUGACGGGAGAAUUUUAUUAUCAUUACUUUUUUUAAUUCUUUUAUUUAAUAAUGAUUUAACUCACAUAUAAAAUUAAACUUAAGAGAAAAAUAGCAUGAAACGCAAUCCAAUCCACAGCAUAAACUACAAUAAAUCCGGAAUAGCUAAAAAGAAAUAUAAAAAAAAAAGGAAUAUCUAAGCUUCUCUCUUCUCCCCAUAAUGAAAAAAUAAAAUAGCCCAUCGGUGAAUAAAAGAAUUAUCCUGAUGGUAAAUAAGACCCUUUACAAAACCAAAACCAAAACCCAUGCUAGAAUUGAAAGCUCACGAGCAUAAUAUAAUAAAUCAAGAAACGAACAGAGCGGGUGAUACGUGGUCACGAAAAAACCUGCACUCCUAUUCCCUUGCUGUCACCACACACAAUCCAUACGUAAAAGUUUCUUGAAUUUUUCUGCAUUUAACGUUUCACAAUUCCUAAUCAAAAUCGAAAUCUGUUCAUUUCUGGUAGAAGAAAUUCGCAAGCGGAAGAAGAAAAAUGAGUACAGGAGACUCGGCAGAACUCGAAGGAAACCUAACGCUGAGUGAUCGGUUAAAGGUUUUCAAAGGCUCUAGCUUUGAUCCUGAGGCUUACGUUAUCUCCAAAUGCCAGACUAUGAACGAGAAGGAAAUAAGGCACUUGUGUUCUCACCUUAUCGAGUUGAAAAAAGCGUCUGCUGAGGAAAUGCGCAGAAGUGUUUACGCUAAUUACACUGCUUUCAUUCGCACAUCAAGGGAGAUUUUAGCUCUCGAGGGACAUCUUCUUUCCAUGAGGAAUCUCCUAUCUACUCAGGCAGCUCUAGUUCAUGGUUUAGAAGAACGUGUUCGGAUUGAUUCAUUGUGGGCUAAUUCUGAAGACUCACUUGCAGAGGACCUAUCUAACUUUGAGAAUAGAGAACUUCCCAAAACAGAAGAUUGGUUACCAGAAUUCUUGGAGACCCUUGAUGUUUUAUUGGCUGAAAGGAGAGUCGACGAAGCUAUGGCGGCCCUUGACAAGGGAGAAAUUUUAGCCAGAGAUGCUGCUAGGAAGCGCACAUUGAGUCCAGCUGCACUCUUUAAAUUACGGACUGCAAUUACAGAACAAAGACAACGAUUAGCGGACCAGAUUGCAGAUACCAUUAUCCAACCUUCAACACGUGGAGUAGAGCUCCAUUCUUCUGUUUUAGCUCUGAAAAAACUUGGAGAUGGUUCCCGUGCUCAUACAUUGCUACUCAAUUCUCAUCACCAGAAGCUGCAGUCUAGCAUGAAGAGUCUUCGCUCAUCCAAUGCAACAGUAUAUACUGCUGCAAUUUCACAGCUUGUCUUCUCAACCAUUGCACAAGCUGCGAGUGAUUCCUUGUCAGUUUUUGGUGAGGAGCCUGCAUAUUCGUCUGAGCUUGUGACUUGGGCUGUCAAACAGACUCAGGUUUUCGCUCUUCUUCUUAAGAGGCAUGUUCUAGCUUCAUCAGCAGUUGCAUGGGGGCUAAGGGUUGCUGCUGAGUGCAUUCAGAUAUGCUUGGGUCACUGUUCUUUGUUAGAAGCUCGUGGACUGGCCCUUUCUCCUGUUUUACUGAGACUUUUUAGGUCUAGUGUUGAGCAGGCACUAAGUGCCAAUUUAAAAAGAAUUGAACAGAUUAGUGCUGCAUUAGCUGCUGCAGAUGACUGGUUGCUUGCUUAUACACCAGUUGGUGGGCGUCUUUUAUCUUCUACUUCAUCCUUUGCUAAUGCAGCAGGGUCACAGCCAAAGCUUUCAAACAGUGCAAACCGAUUCAACUCAAUGGUUCAGGAAAUUCUAGAAGAUGUAGCGCCACUUGAGAUCCUUCAGUUGGAUGGUCCUGCACUCGAAGGUAUUCUACAAGUGUUCAGUGCCUAUGUAAACUUGCUGAUCCGUGCAUUACCGGGUUCAAUGGAGAAUGAAGACAACAUGGAAGCUUCUGGUAGUAAAAUUGUGAGGAUGGCAGAAACUGAAAGCCAGCAGAUAGCUUUACUAGCAAAUGCAUCAUUAUUAGCAGAUGAGCUGCUCCCGCGUUCUGCCAUGAGGCUUUUGCCAUUGCCUACUAGAUUAGAUGAACAACCAAGAAGAGCUUCAGGUAGGCAAUCUCGUCUUCCGGAUCAAAGGGAAUGGAAGAAGAAACUUCAACGCUCAGUUGACCGCUUGCGAGAUAGCUUCUGCAGACAACAUGCUCUUGAGCUCAUCUUCACUGAAGAUGGUGAAAUCCGUCUAAAUGCAGUUAUAUACACAAGUAUGGAUGACCAAGCAGAGGAGCCUGAAUGGUUCCCAUCUUCAAUUGUUCAGGAACUAUUCAUAAAGUUGUCUCGGGUGGCCAACAUAGCAACUGAAAUGUUUGUAGGUAGGGAAAGGUUUGCAACAAUUCUAUUGAUGAGACUCACGGAGACAGUGAUUCUUUGGCUUUCUGAUGAUCAAACUUUCUGGGAAGAAGUGGAGGGACAAAAGCCUUUGGGUCCUCUUGGCCUCCAACAGUUUUACUUGGAUAUGCAAUUUGUGUUGCUCUUUGCGUCUCAAGGCCGCUACUUGUCUAGGAAUCUACAUCAAGUUAUCAAAAACAUCAUAGCAAGAGCGAUUGAUGUGGUUUCUGCUACUGGAGUGGAUCCUUACAGUGCAUUGCCGGAGGAUGACUGGUUUGCAGAAGUUGCUCAAAUAGCCAUCAAAAUGUUGAGUGGGAAAGCAAACUUUGGGAACAUAGAUAGAGAUGUUAGCAGCCCCACUGCAUCGUCAGUCCUAUCACAUGGAAGUAACUAGUGUUCAGUCAUUCAUGGAUGCGAGCCUAUUGGGUAGGUGAAGAUGCACCACUUUGCUAUGUUCCACGUUCUUGAUUCUUUCAGACAGAUUAGAUCAUCAGUAUGUGCAAUUUCUUCCUAGCUAGCUAGCCCCUAUCACAUACAUAUAUGCAUUACUGAUAAAUCUAUUUCCAUAAUUUCUUA